AUGAUAUUAGUAUAUCAAUAUUUUUGUAUUGCAGAAGAACUUGAGAAAUUCUUAACACCAGUAAAACUUGAUCCUGGGUUAGAAACAGUUGAUGAUGAAGAUUUUAGAAAAUUACAGAAAGCUGAAGAAUUGGAGAAAAAUCCACCUAAUGAUAGAUUUAGAUUGGUAUACUUAAUCAUGGUCAUACAUGGUAUAGGUAUAUUGAUGCCAUGGAAUAUGUUUAUCAACGCCAAGGAUUACUUUGAGAAUUAUAAGUUGAAUUCUACCGUGAGUCCAGUAAAGGAAUAUCAGAAGAAUUUCCUAUAUUAUGUUGGUCUAGCUUCCCAAAUACCCAAUGUUUUCAUGUCUUUGGUUAAUUUCUGUUGUCAGUGUGGAGGUUCGGCAUCUGUACGUAUUGUUAUUAGUUUAUUAGUUAUGGUCAUAAUUUUUAUAGUGACAGCUUCUUUAGCAAUGAUUGAUUCUUCAGAUUGGCAAUCUGUCUUCUUUAUUGUGACUAUGAUAUCGGUUGUAAUACUCAAUAUGGCUGCUGGAGUUUAUCAGAACAGUAUGUAUGGAUUAGCUGCUAUUCUACCCAUGAAAUACACUAAUGCUAUUGUCUUCGGAAAUAAUUUCUCAGGAACUUUAAUUGCUGUCAUUAAUAUUAUCUCAAUAUCAGGAGCACCAAAUAUCAGAACCGCUGCUAUUUAUUACUUUGUUGCUGCUAUUGUUAUUCUGUUGGUUGCUUUUGACGCUUACUUUAUUCUACCUCUUACAAAAUUCUAUCGUCAUUUCUGCACUAUCGUUGAGUUAAAACAGGCAGCUAUUACAGAAAAGGGUGAUGAGACAUGUUUGACAGGAUUGAAACGGUAUUGGUUUGUGUUUAAAAAGAUAUGGGUAAUGGUAUUUUGUGUAUGGUUUGUAUUUUUUGUCACCCUGGCAUUAUUUCCAGCUAUACAGAGUGACAUACGUAGAAUAAACUUCCCUAUCAGUGAUGCGUAUUGGGCACCCAUAUUCUGUUUCUUGAACUUCAAUUUCUUUGCCAUGUUGGGAAAUUUUGUUACAGAAUUCAUCAAAUUUCCUGGUCCAAGAUUUGUGUGGAUACCAGUUUUACUGCGUGUACUGAUAUUUAUUCCCAUAUUUUUGUUAUGUAAUUACUUACCACGUGGUACCAUCCGUGGUAUACCAGUCUAUAUACCUAAUGAUUAUGUCUAUAUAGUCACAGCAGCUUUAAUGGCAUUUACAAGUGGAUAUUAUAGUAGUUUGGUUAUGAUGUAUGCACCAAAAUUGGUCGCACCUGAGUAUGCUGGAACUGCUGGAAUGAUGAUGGCACUAUUUCUGGUAUUAGGUAUUUCGUGUGGGGUGAAUUUCUCUAUUGUUUUAACAAUGAUAGUAGAGAAAAUACAGAUAUAA
Lottia gigantea (owl limpet) is the source of this 1389-nucleotide messenger RNA. RefSeq lists its product as hypothetical. NCBI's taxonomy places the organism in Eukaryota, Metazoa, Mollusca, Gastropoda, Lottiidae. Gene Ontology annotation, cellular component: plasma membrane. Gene Ontology annotation, biological process: nucleoside transmembrane transport. The record is from RefSeq and is a predicted model, not a curated record. Gene Ontology annotation, molecular function: nucleoside transmembrane transporter activity. The coding region runs from base 1 to 1389 and encodes 462 amino acids. The transcript has 12 exons.